CUCCUUCAAAUCUUCAAACUAAUGCUCCCAAACGCAUCAUUCAUAGCUAAAAUUCUGUGUCUUCAUCACCGUCCUUCUCCCAGUCCUCUUCAAUUUCCUUUCCCUCCUUCAUAAAACUUAGGGCAGAUUUUCGGGUUUGUCUUUUCUGAUAAUCUGGAGUCAAGCUAAGUCAAGAUGCCGUGGGUUUCCUUGUUUGUGAAUCACAAGAGGAAUUGUGUUCGCUUAAUGGUGUUUUUUCGUGUGAUUCUGUAAUUUAAUUACCUCGGGUGAAGAAUUUUGUCCUGUCAAGGCAAAGUCCCAUUAGAUUGUAAAGGAGCUCUUCUCAUUAGUGAUUUUUCCUCUUUCAUUACCAAAGCUGUUGGGAGGAUUGAGAAUGUACUUUGUGAUAACAAUAAGGAGAUACCAAGCUGUGAAGGAAGUUGGGCACAUUAAAAUGAGUGUUGGAGUCACUGCAUAUAAUCAAUUGAUGCUAGUUUGCCAGGCUGAGUAUUUUCGUCAGUUGCUUAAACCUGUUACGUAGUCUAGCAUUGAGGGACGUUGGUUUAGGGAGAGAUUGCCUUAUUUUGUACUUCAUUAGAAAGCUGCUGAAGAGAUGAUGUUUUAAUUUGAAAAAGUUGCCACAACUUGUUAGGUGGAAAUUGGAAUCACCUUAGCACCUGCUGUUUAGUUUUUGCAUUCCUUUAGGAACCUCCUUCCAGCUUUAGUACAGAAUAAUUGCCAGUUGCAAAGGCCGAAUCAUCAUUGCUUGCUUGAAGGUCAGUCAGAGUGAACAGUUAAUAUAAUGCAGACUCGUGAAUAUUUUCUCCCGGAAAAGAUGGUACUUCCUUUGGCAGAUGAAACCAUUGAUACUCAUAUGCAUGCCCCACUUGCUUCUGCCUUUGAUGCAGUUUUACCUCCUGGUGUGAGGCAGAUAACACCCUUUGAAAGAUUUAAAUUGCAACCCUCUGAGGCUUGCCCUAAGAAUUUCAUUAUCUUUGAUCAAGCAGAGCAACGGAGCAGGAUUAUGUUCAAUCCUGCAAUGACCUACAAAUUUAACAGUCCUGGCUUAAAUUUUCAUGCUGCUUGUUCUCAAGAAUUCCAAAAGAAUAGAGUUAGUCAAAUGGAAAGAGAAUUGUCAACUCCUUUUGAAGAAGAUUCUAAUGACAUUGAUGCAUUGUUGAGCUUAGGAGUGGAUGAUCUAGAAGAUUUCGAUGAGGAAGAAGUCAGCACAGCAAGGACUCAUGAAAAUUAUGAAAGUAUAUCUGAUACUUGCUCCAGUUAUUGCUCAAAAUCAAGCAAGAGAUUGUCAUCAUCUUCUGUACAGAAACCUUCUGGGACCAGGGUGUAUUGUCAUAAUGAAGGGAAACACCAGGAGAUGAAAAGGAUGGUGAGGAUAUUGAGAAGGAUUGUGCCUGGUGGAGGUAACCAAAUGGAUGCUGUUGCUGUUUUAGACGAAGCUGUUAAGUACCUCAAGUCUCUCAAAGUUGAGGUGGAACAAUUCGGAGUUGGACCAUGAAAAUGUAAGUUGGACUUCAUAUGCUUCUGCAACAGUGACCAUUUCCCCAACUAUGUUUGUUACUCUAUGAAUGAGCACCCCUUCUAGCUUAGCUCACCUUCCUUGUUCCCUUCUAUGAGAAGAGGCCUUGCUAAAUAAUAAAUUAUGACUGGCAUUUAUUUUACUUAUUCAGGUUAUGUAAGAAAAUACAAUCAUAAUUGUUGCACCGUAGGUUGUGUUUGAUAGUGUUGCUGGUUUAUUUCUUUUAUCCCAUUAACUCAAAUUUUUAUUAUGCAUGUUGAUGUUAUGUUAUGAAUGUACCAUAAAUUUAUAUGGCUGAUAAUUCCCC
Molecule: messenger RNA, 1823 nt
Organism: Abrus precatorius (Indian licorice)
Lineage: Eukaryota; Viridiplantae; Streptophyta; Magnoliopsida; Fabales; Fabaceae
Product: transcription factor bHLH144
Exons: 4
Coding region: 782-1495 (237 amino acids)
Molecular function (GO): protein dimerization activity
Source: RefSeq, a predicted model, not a curated record